This is a messenger RNA of Dromiciops gliroides (monito del monte), 2130 nucleotides long. It is a transcript of the gene ENDOV, whose product is annotated as endonuclease V. Gene Ontology annotation, molecular function: single-stranded RNA binding; RNA endonuclease activity producing 5'-phosphomonoesters, hydrolytic mechanism. The transcript has 9 exons. Gene Ontology annotation, cellular component: cytoplasm; nucleolus. Lineage: Eukaryota; Metazoa; Chordata; Mammalia; Microbiotheria; Microbiotheriidae. The record is from RefSeq and is a predicted model, not a curated record. The coding region runs from base 294 to 1199 and encodes 301 amino acids. Gene Ontology annotation, biological process: DNA repair.
GCGGAAGUCCGGCGUCUGGGCCUUCCCAGCCGGGAAAUUUCAGGAGCGGACCCACAUAAGCACCCCCGGUAUUCUGCGCCGCCCCCGCCCUGGCGCCUCACGCCUAGUGACAAGACUUAGGGGUGCAGGAGAGGAAGUAAACAGGGCGCGGCUUCUAGGGCAGAGGGGACCCUGGGCUCGCGCCUGCCAGGCAGCCCGCGCAAAGAGCCCUGGGACUCCGGGCGUUCCCGGUGUGCGGCGUGCCCGGCUGCCUCUGGAAGUGACGUCCCCGAAAGAGACGGUAAAGUCAGACCAUGGCCUACGAGGCCCUUGGGCCACUACAGCGGGAGACUCUAUCCCGCUGGGAACGGGAGCAAGCACAGCUGAAGGCCAGUGUCAUUGACUGGGAUACAGAAGCGUGGCAGCGGGAUUCAGAUUUUGCUGGUCUGCAUCGGGUCGGGGGUGUUGAUAUAUCUUUCAUUAAAGGGGAUGAUGUCAGAGCCUGUGCCUCUCUAGUGGUGCUCAGCUAUCCUGAGCUUGAGGUGUUAUAUGAGGAAUGCCGGAUGGUUAACCUAACAGCUCCCUAUGUAUCUGGUUUCUUGGCAUUUCGAGAAGUUCCAUUCCUGGUGGAUGCUAUUCAGAGGUUACAGAAGAAAGAUCCCAGUCUCAUGCCCCAGGUCCUUCUUGUGGAUGGAAAUGGGGUACUCCAUCACCGAGGGUUUGGAGUGGCCUGUCACAUCGGCAUCAUUACAGAUCUGCCUUGCAUUGGGGUAGCCAAAAAACUCCUUCAGGUAGAUGGGCUGAAGAAUAAUGACCUACACAAAGAGAAGAUCCAGCACCUAAAGAUGGGAGGAGACACCUUUCCUUUGAUGGGUGACUCAGGUACCAUCUUGGGAAUGGCCUUGAAGAGUCACAGCAAGAGCAGCAAGCCUCUGUAUGUCUCUGUGGGUCACAAAGUGAGUCUGGAGGCUGCAGUCCGCCUCAUCCAAACCUGCUGCAGAUACCGGAUCCCCGAGCCCAUUCGCCAGGCAGACAUUCGAUCCCGAGAAUAUAUCCGGAGGACUGUUGAGCUUGCCAACUCACAAGAAGCAGGGCAAGAGAGGAGGCGUGAGGGGCUGAAGGAGAAGCAUAGCCCAACUUUAUCCCCUACCAGAGGCUUAGAAGAGUCUGCAGGAGAGGAAAGGCCUCCUGAGAAUCCCAGCCCAGGACAUCCUUCAUAGCUGUGUGAGCUAGUGUCAGGCCUCUGAAACCCUCUUGUGAAUCAAGGAUGAAAGGAGAGUAGAGCUGUCGUGGACACUGAACACUCUGAACAUCUCUCUCUGGCACGUGGUCGAAGGAAAAGGAAGCUGUGUAGGACCAAAACCAGGCUCUCAGGGAACGUCUUACGAGAACUCAGUGCCGUGUGUGAUUUCAGAACCUUGAAUAACUACAGGAAGCUUAGCCAGCCGUGAUGGAAAGACCCUCUACACAAGGCAGUGUGUGUGGCCCCCAUGCUCACCACACCAGGGAUGACUCAGUGUAUGAGUGCUUCAGGGCCUUAAAAUAGCCACCCCUCACAAGACACAGCAUAAGCCCCUCACUUGUGGAAGCAGCAAUAUUUGCCAGGCUAGUUUUUCCUUAAAAGGCGUUGAAAUUAAUUGACCAGGGGGCUGAGGCUUGAAAACCAUCAUCACUUUCUGGUGGUCUGAAUACACAAAGCCAGCACUUGGAGGGAAACAGUGUCCAGCUGAAUCCUUUUCCUGUGGUGACCAAGUAUAGCCCCCUUUUAAAACUAUUAACUGUUGGACAACUGCAGUCUGCUGAUUUCAUUUGAGUUCUGAACUGGAAGCCCCGGCCUGGUCUGAAGCAGGCCCAGCCUACAACACCACACUAACACCAUCAUGCCUGUGGUCACGCAGCCUUAGGAACAGCCAGUCCAUGUGUUCAGCAGAAGACAGAUUUCAAAAAGGCAGAGAGCCAACCUCUCUCUGGAAAACUUGUGAGGCUUUUUUUUUCCAUUUGAAGACAAGAAAUGGGACUCACUUUUAAAAGAAAAAAUUCAAAUUAAAAAAAUAAUGACCUAAUUUCUGUCUACCCAUUGUUACCUCAUAGAGUGGGUGAUCAAUACCUUUCUGCCCCUUGCCCAGCUCUCUAACAUACCAUGGACCAGCC